AACUGGAAGCUUUAUCGAGGUGCCUAUAUAUUCAUUAUUAUUGGUCUUCUUCUUCAGCUUGGUGCCAUUUCGGCCAUCAUAGUUACAGUGCAUCCUUGGAGGAUAGGAGCAACAUUUCUCUUAGUUCUCCUUCUUCUAGUUCUAGCUAUCGGUGCGAUUCAUUAUUGGGCCUCAAAUAAUUUCUAUCUGAAAAGGGUUCAGAUGCUAGUUGUUUGUUUUCUAGUGGCUUUGGCGGCCUUUCUUGUUGGAUGGUUUCAAGACAAGGCUUUUGUUUGUGCAUCCGUUGGUUACUUCUCAUUUCUUUUCCUACUAGCUGGAAGGGCAUUGUCU
Messenger RNA from Cuscuta campestris, 330 nucleotides. The record is from the annotation of a GenBank genome assembly. Lineage: Eukaryota; Viridiplantae; Streptophyta; Magnoliopsida; Solanales; Convolvulaceae.